Physcomitrium patens is the source of this 963-nucleotide messenger RNA. The record is from RefSeq and is a predicted model, not a curated record. Lineage: Eukaryota; Viridiplantae; Streptophyta; Bryopsida; Funariales; Funariaceae.
AUGUGCUUUCUUUUCAUGUCUCCUGCUGAUGGAUCUCACUCAAUCAAACUCAACGUGCCCAAGCCUGAAAGCAAAGCAACCCCCAAGCCCAAGCCCACGCCUGAAAGCAAAGCAAACCCCAAGCCCAAGCCCACGCCUGAAAGCAAAGCAAACCCCAAGCCCAAGCCUGAAAGCAAAGCAAACCCCAAGCCCAAGCCUGAAAGCAAAGCAAACCCCAAGCCCAAGCCUGAAAGCAAAGCAAACCCCAAGCCUGAAAGCAAAGCAAACCCCAAGCCUGAAAGCAAAGCAAACCCCAAGCCUGAAAGCAAAGCAAAUCCCAAGCCUGAAAGCAAAGCAAACCCCAAGCCCAAGCCUGAAAGCAAAGCAAACCCCAAGCCCAAGCCUGAAAGCAAAGCAAACCCCAAGCCCAAGCCUGAAAGCAAAGCAAACCCCAAGCCCAAGCCUGAAAGCAAAGCAACCCCCAAGCCCAAGCCCAAGCCUGAAAGCAAAGCAACCCCCAAGCCCAAGCCGAAGCCUGAAAGCAAAGCAACCCCCAAGCCCAAGCCCAAGCCUGAAAGCAAAGCAACCCCCAAGCCCAAGCCAAAGCCUGAAAGCAAAGCAACCCCCAAGCCCAAGCCCAAGCCUGAAAGCAAAGCAACCCCCAAGCCCAAGCCCAAGCCUGAAAGCAAAGCAAACCCCAAGCCCAAGCCCAAGCCUGGAGCGAUUUCCAAUGCGGGGAGCAGGAGAUCCCCUCCUCCUCCAUCCUCCACGAUUCUUCGUUCGCUCGUUCGACUGGAAUUCAAAUGUUUCAUCCACGGGCGGAACCGGGUCCUUGCGACCCAGCCCGCGAUACAUCCCCAACGGUCAGAACUCCCGCCUUUGUGGCAUCGUCGCGAUCUAAGCUCUCCACAACUCUCAGAUCCGGCUCUCCUCCUCACAAUCCCUCCCUCGCUCUCUCCCUUCGCAUUCCAUGGUGGACUGUAG